GGUUUUUCUCUGCGAUGGAGAGACUUUAAUAGUGUGGCGUUUUCAUUCAAAACAAACGAGACAGAGCCAAAUGCCGAACAGACCUGUUCCUUCCAGGAAUAACCGAGCUGGAUAAAGGAGGAGAAUGCAAGCCUUGUGUCAGUUAUUAAUUGUUGUAGCAAUUGUUAUUGUAAAUGUACAAGCAUGGGACUUAAAAUCAACAAAUGAUUCUUGUUAUGAGGAACGUGGUGGUUUAUUCCCUUGUUCAGAUACGAUAACUGGCAAUGUCAUUCUGAUGGUAUUCUAUGGAGCUGUGCUUGGCGUUGCUGCAAAGUUUAUUUCUGAUGGUGCUGAGUUACUGUUGGAUUUGGGGUUUGCUCCAAGCAUCAUAGGCGGUGUGGUGUUGCCAAUUCUUGGAGCUGUUCCUGAUUCAGCCAUUAUUGUAGCAUCUGGGUUGGGUGAUGAUGCCCAAGAGAAGCUGUCUGUUGGAAUGGGAACACUUGCUGGGAGCACAGUCAUGUUGUUAACAGUUGCAUGGUCAGCUAGUUUAUUUAUUGGGAAAUGCAAUUUGAAUAACCAAGGUGUGUCUGUUGAUGGCUCUGGUAAAGGAAAAUUCAGUAUGACAAAACAGGGCAUCACUCCGCUUCCGGAAGUAAAAUCUGGUAUCGUCAUCAUGUUAGCAACAUCAACAUUUUACUUUGUUGUACAGUCAGCUGACUGGCAUUGGGGUGCAACUAAGACAGUAGGACAACCAGCAUAUGUCAGGGAUGCUGCUCUUGCCACCCUGGUCAUAUGUAUCAUUGGGUUAAUAGCUUACAUUGUAUAUUCAAUUUUUGAUAGUAAAAGAACAGAUAGAAUAGCUAAGCUGCACAGAGAAGAAAUGGUAAAACGACAAGUCCUCCACACUUUACUUUUGUUAGCGGAUAGACAAUCGUUUAAACCAAAAUCUCCACAAUUGGACUCGCCUGAUACUGCUAAACCUGAAGAAGAGGAACAGGCCGUCUCGAAGAAGUAUUUUAAAGCAUGGCACAUGAAGAAGGGAAUGCGAGGAAUGCGCGAGAAACUAGACAGCGAUGAAGGAAACGAACCGCUCAUUGGUAAUAAUGAACAAACCAAUCUGGAAGUAAAAGAGGACCCAGCCGAACACGAAGGAGAGGAAAGUAAAUCAAAAAUUGCUAUUAAAUGUGCUGGCAUGCUCUUCACUGGUGUGGCUCUGGUGACAUUGUUUUCUGACCCGAUGUGUGACGUGCUGACAGCGCUCACAAAUAAAAACAACAAAUCCUACAUCCCCAUACCGCCGUUCUAUGUGUCAUUCGUUGUAACACCAUUUUGUUCCAAUGCAUCAGAGUUGGUUUCGUCAUUGAUUUUCGCCAGUAAAAAAACCCGCGAGACAGCCACGAUGACAUUUUCGCAGAUUUUUGGUGCUGCGACUAUGAACAACACUAUGUGCUUAGCUAUCUUCAUGGCUUUAGUAUAUGCGAAAGAUUUAGAAUGGUAUUACGGUGCAGAGGUCAUGUGUAUUGUUCUUGUCCAAUGGAUGGUUGGUUUGAUUAGUUUAUCUAAAACUUACAAGGUGUGGAUGGGUAUUCCUGUGGUAGUGAUGUAUCUGGUCUGUGUUUUACUUGUCUAUCUACUGGAAUAUGUAGCAGACUGGAAAUGAAGACUGCAAAUCGGGAAAGACGCGACAACUCUUAAUUAAAAGCAGCCCUUCAAUCUUUUGAAAUACACUUAACUUGCUCGUUAGUAAUAAUUGGUGUUAUUGGUAUUCUCGACACUUGAAUGUUAUUCUAUAGAAGUUCUUUUUCACGGAAAGAUAUUUUCCUGAAUGUGUACACUCCCUACACGCCACAGAAUUAUUUUGUAUCCUGCGCGAAAUUAUUUGUAAAUUCAAAAUAUAUGUACGUGUUUAUUUGGUCGGAAAGCGAAUAGGUUUUUUUUACAUCAUUUAUAUCUACUUGUAUACUAUAUGCACUAUAAAAUCCUAUGUACUUACAGCAAAUUAAAUAUAUUUAUUGUUGGAAAAUUCUUCAA
This is a messenger RNA of Hydractinia symbiolongicarpus, 2010 nucleotides long. RefSeq lists its product as uncharacterized. NCBI's taxonomy places the organism in Eukaryota, Metazoa, Cnidaria, Hydrozoa, Anthoathecata, Hydractiniidae. Gene Ontology annotation, biological process: intracellular calcium ion homeostasis; calcium ion transmembrane transport. Gene Ontology annotation, cellular component: membrane. The coding region runs from base 125 to 1639 and encodes 504 amino acids. The transcript is spliced from 17 exons. Gene Ontology annotation, molecular function: calcium:proton antiporter activity. The record is from RefSeq and is a predicted model, not a curated record.